CCAUCUUUUUCUUCUCUUCUUUUAUAAACCCUUCUCCUCUCUCUUCUUAACACAGCAUAACUCACACUUCCUAAGAACUCUCAAAAUAAACACUAUCUAUCCCUCUCCCUCUCCCUCUCUAUCCCCCUCUGUGAUGGUCAUGGGGGCUCAUCGCCAUUUUGAACCAAUAGCAAAAUGUAGCACAGAGGGGCGAUCGAAUCAGACCGUGGCAGCAGACCUAGAUGGAACACUUCUUGUAUCAAGAAGUGCUUUUCCUUACUUCUUGCUUGUUGCCAUUGAAGCUGGGAGUCUCCUGAGAGGACUAAUUCUUUUAUCAUCAGUCCCAUUUGUGUACUUUACGUACUUAAUUAUAUCAGAGGAAAUGGCAAUCAAGACCUUCAUCUUCAUUGCCUUCGCUGGACUUAAAAUAAGAGACAUUGAGCUUGUUUCAAGGUCUGUCUUGCCAAAGUUUUAUGCUGAUGAUGUCCAUCCAGAAACUUGGAGGGUGUUCAAUUCUUUUGGAAAGAGAUACAUUGUCACAGCAAAUCCUAGGAUUAUGGUAGAGCCAUUUGUCAAGAACUUUUUAGGUGCUGACAAGGUUCUUGGCACUGAAAUACAGGCUACAAAAUCUGGAAGGGCAACUGGGUUUGUGAAGAAACCUGGAGUUCUUGUUGGAGAUCACAAGAGGAAUGCUCUCUUAAAGGAGUUUGGUACAAGUUUGCCUGAUUUAGGCCUGGGAGACCGCGAAACUGACCAUGACUUCAUGUCCAUCUGCAAGGAAGGAUAUAUGGUGCCAAGAUCCAAGUGCGAGCCACUACCAAGAAACAAGCUUCUAAGCCCUGUCAUAUUCCAUGAGGGCCGGCUGGUUCAAAGACCUACUCCCUUGGUUGCCCUUCUGACGUUCUUAUGGAUGCCAAUUGGUAUUAUUCUCUCCGUCCUUAGGGUCUACCUUAACAUCCCUUUGCCUGAGAGAAUUGCCUGGUACAAUUAUAAGCUGCUAGGAAUUAGAGUAGUUGUUAAGGGUAAUCCUCCACCCCCUCCAAGAAAAGGCCAAAGUGGAGUCCUCUUUGUUUGCAAUCACCGUACUGUCUUAGACCCUGUUGUCACUGCUGUCGCCCUAAGAAGAAAAAUUAGCUGUGUCACAUACAGCAUAAGCAAGUUCACUGAGAUUAUUUCACCUAUCAAGGCUGUUGCUUUAUCAAGGGAGAGAGACAGAGAUGCUGCAAAUAUAAAGCGUCUACUUGAAGAAGGUGACUUGGUAAUUUGCCCGGAAGGAACCACUUGUAGAGAGCCAUUUCUCUUGAGAUUUAGUGCUCUUUUUGCAGAACUUACAGAUAGGAUUGUGCCAGUCGCUAUCAAUACAAAACAAUCUGUUUUCAAUGGCACGACGGUUCGAGGGCACAAACUGUUGGACCCUUAUUUUGUGUUCAUGAAUCCAAUGCCAACAUAUGAGAUCACCUUCUUGAAUCAGCUGCCCACAGAGCUUACUUGCAAAGGAGGCAAAUCAUCCAUUGAAGUUGCAAAUUACAUACAAAGGGUGCUGGCUGGGACACUUGGAUUUGAGUGCACUAAUUUGACUAGGAAGGACAAGUACGCUAUCCUUGCAGGAACAGACGGCCGUGUUGCAACUAAGAAGGAAAAGGCUUCAGAAAAUUAUUCUCUCCAAAAGGCGGCAUAAAAGAAAAUCCAUGAUUUAAUUUCUCUAUUGUUUUUUUUAUAUCUAUUAAAUAUUGCUAUAACAAUAAAAUUUGACAAUCGCUAUUGUGAUUAAUUACUAUAAAAUAACUUUAGUGUA
This is a messenger RNA of Populus nigra (black poplar), 1774 nucleotides long. RefSeq names its product glycerol-3-phosphate 2-O-acyltransferase 6. Gene Ontology annotation, molecular function: phosphatase activity; glycerol-3-phosphate 2-O-acyltransferase activity. Bases 134 to 1657 code for a protein of 507 amino acids. The record is from RefSeq and is a predicted model, not a curated record. Lineage: Eukaryota; Viridiplantae; Streptophyta; Magnoliopsida; Malpighiales; Salicaceae. The transcript is spliced from 2 exons. Gene Ontology annotation, cellular component: membrane. Gene Ontology annotation, biological process: cutin biosynthetic process.